Messenger RNA from Pelobates fuscus (common spadefoot toad), 997 nucleotides. It is a transcript of the gene HOXB9, whose product is annotated as homeobox B9. Gene Ontology annotation, cellular component: nucleus. Gene Ontology annotation, biological process: DNA-templated transcription; regulation of transcription by RNA polymerase II; proximal/distal pattern formation. Gene Ontology annotation, molecular function: RNA polymerase II cis-regulatory region sequence-specific DNA binding; DNA-binding transcription factor activity, RNA polymerase II-specific. The record is from RefSeq and is a predicted model, not a curated record. NCBI's taxonomy places the organism in Eukaryota, Metazoa, Chordata, Amphibia, Anura, Pelobatidae. The coding region runs from base 257 to 991 and encodes 244 amino acids. The transcript is spliced from 2 exons.
CUCAUCCACAUAAAACAAUGGCUCCUUGCUAUCAAUGCUGACAGCUCUGUGCGGCCCCUCCGAUUGAUUAAUGUCCCUCUGACGCUUUAUCAAGCACACGGAUAAAGUUUGACCAAUCAUUUGCCAGGAGCUCACAAGGCAGCAGCCCAAGUGUACUUUGUUGGAUAGGAAGUUGGGGAGGAUUGAGAAUCUGUGAGCUGCCUCUGUCCCCAGAUCUUCUUCCAGUCAAUGAACCUGCUGUGUAUGAUGUCCAAGAAUGUCCAUUUCUGGAACUCUCAGUAACUACUUUGUGGAAUCUAUCAUAAGCCCUGAGAGUGAGGAGUCUCCUCCAGCACCUAAAUUCUCUGGCCAGUACCCCAGUCCCAGGUCAGCAGGACACUCAGACACCCUGGACUUCCCUUCCUGUAGUUUCCAGCCCAAACCUGUGUUCAGCACAUCCUGGACCCCCCUGAACCCACACAGCUCUGCUCCCCUACCUUCUGUCUACCACCCCUACAUCCAGCAAGGAGGUCCUACUUCUGAGACCAGGUACUUACGGGGCUGGCUGGAGCCACUGCCCAGGGCAGAGACUGGAGCAGGACAAGGGACUGUAAAAGCCGAACCGUUGCUGGGGCACCCGGGGGACCUGCAGAAACUAGGAGCCCAAGAGUACACUUUAGAAACAGCGGCUGCAAGAGAAGAGCCUAAUGAGAGGCCCACUUAUCAGGGCAAUAAAGGGUGUGAAGAAAGCGAAGUCAAAGACAGGACACAUCAAACGAAUCCUUCCGCUAACUGGCUACAUGCGCGGUCUUCCAGGAAGAAGAGGUGUCCUUAUACCAAAUACCAGACUCUGGAGCUGGAGAAGGAGUUUCUGUUCAACAUGUACCUGACCAGGGACAGGAGACACGAGGUGGCCAGGCUGCUUAACCUGAGUGAGAGACAGGUCAAAAUCUGGUUUCAGAACAGAAGGAUGAAAAUGAAGAAACUGAACAAAGAGCAGGGGAAAGACUGAGACCCC